UUUGGGUCUAUUUAUCGCCUCUGAGUUUUAGCGUUGUGUUUGUUUUUUGUUCUUCCGGGCGUUAUAUAGCAAGGGGGAGAGGCAGUAGAGAGUAAAACGUUGAAGAAAUAUCAGUGAGAAAGAUGAUUGUUCUCUUUUGAUCCCAACGAUUGAACUGUUUUACGUUCAGCGGUAGUUAGAUCUGCUGAAAGCUCUCUUUUCUUCGUCCUCAGAUUUUCUUUCUGAAGAAAAAAACUUCUGAGCCAUGAAGAGAUUAAGGGAUGAUGAUGUUUAUGGUAGCCCUCAGUUUAAGAAGCCAUUUAGCUCUUUACAGGGAGAGUCAUAUGGGCAAUCUCAAGUCCCUGGAUGUGGAGCUGGUGACCAUGGUAGCAAUGGAGGAAUUAGUGGUAGUUUAACCGGUAGUACUCAGAAGCUGACCACCAAUGAUGCAUUAAGUUAUCUGAAGGAAGUUAAAGAUAUGUUUAAAGAUCAAAGGGAUAAGUAUGACAUCUUUCUUGAUGUUAUGAAAGAUUUUAAGGCUCAAAGAAUUGAUACUACAGGUGUCAUUAUGAGGGUGAAGGAUUUAUUUAAAGGACAUCCUAAUUUAAUUCUUGGGUUCAAUACCUUCUUGCCAAAAGGCUAUGAAAUAACCCUUACUGAUGAGGAUGCAGUUCCUCAGAAAAGGACUGUUGAGUUUGAAGAAGCUAUAAGCUUUGUGAACAAGAUAAAGAAGCGUUUCCAAAGUGAUGAUCAUGUGUACAAAUCUUUCUUAGACAUCCUGAACAUGUAUCGAAAAGAACACAAGAGCAUUACUGAGGUGUACCAGGAGGUAGCUUAUCUUUUCGAACAGCACCCAGACUUACUCAAUGGGUUCACUAAUUUUUUACCAAGUACUUCAGUAAAUGCAUCAGCUGCUCAACCUUCUUUUGUCAGGCAGUCUUUUCAACGUUUUGAUGAGAAGAUCUCUGCUAUGCCUAACCUUCGUCCAUCACAUCUAGACAAGCAUCAGCGUCUUCGGAGGGAACGGAUCUCCAUGCAUCAUGGACAGCAUGAUCAUAGUGUCGAGCGAAUUGAUGUAGAAGAUAAAUCUAUGCUGAAGAUGCACAAAGAGCAAAUGAGGCAUUCCGAAAAGGAAAAUAUGGAAAUGAGGAAUUGUGAUAAUGAGUGUAAAGAACCUAAGAGCGCUAACAGUGGAGAUAUAAGCAUUCAUUGUCAUCCAGAGAAAAGAAAAUCUCUUCAGAAUGAUGAAGAAUUGGGAGGGAGCAUGGCAUCUUAUGAUGACAAAGAUGCCUUGAGAAGCAUGUAUAGCCAGGAAUUUACUUUCUGUGAAAAGGUGAAGGAAAGGCUGUGCAGUUCUAAGGAAUACAAUGCAUUCUUACACUGUCUCAAUAUUUACAGCACAGAAAUAAUUACAAGAGAUGAACUACAAAGUUUGGUUACUGAUUUACUUGGAAAACAUCCAGAUCUCAUGCAGGGAUUCAAUGAAUUUUUAGAGCGUUGUGAGAAAGUUGAUGGCCUUCUGGUUGGUGUCAUGAACAGAAGUUCUCUGUGGACUGAAGGAAAUGCUCUAAAACCAGUGAGCUCGGAGGAUAAAGACAAAGAACACAUGCAUGUAAUAGAUGGUAGCGAGAAGGAGGACCAAUUCAAGGAAAAGUACUGGGGAAAGUCAAUUCAAGAGCUUGACCUUUCUGACUGCCAACGUUGCACUCCUAGCUAUCGGCUACUUCCGGAAGAUUAUCCAAUACCUACUGCGAGCCAGCGAUGUGAUCUUGGAGCUCAUGUCUUAAAUGAUCAUUGGGUGUCCGUGACGUCCGGAAGUGAGGACUACUCUUUCAAGCACAUGCGCAAGAAUCAGUAUGAAGAAAGCUUGUUUAGAUGUGAAGAUGACAGAUUUGAGCUAGAUAUGUUGCUUGAGUCUGUAAGUUCAACUGCUAAGCGUACAGAAGAAUUGCUCAAUGGUAUUAAUGAUAGUAAAAUUGGUUCAGAUGGUCCGAUUCGUAUUGAGGAUCACUUUACAGCAUUGAACUUAAGAUGCAUUGAGCGUCUCUAUGGGGAUCAUGGCCUGGAUGUGAUGGACAUUUUGCAUAAAAAUCCACCACUUGCAUUACCUAUUAUAUUGACCCGUUUAAAGCAGAAACUAGAGGAGUGGACCAAGUGUCGUUCAGAUUUCAACAAAGUUUGGGCUGAUAUCUAUGCGAAGAACCAUUACAAAUCGCUUGACCAUCGUAGCUUCUAUUUCAAGCAACAGGACUCAAAGAACUUGAGUACAAAAUCGCUCUUGGCGGAAAUAAAGGAGAUGAAGGAGAAAAAGCAGAAAGAUAAUGAUCUUCUUCUUUCUAUAGCAGCUGGCAAUAAACAUCCCAUAAUCCCAAACCUUGAAUAUGAAUAUGUUGAUCUUGAAAUCCAUGAAGACAUAUAUAAACUUAUAAAGUAUUCUUGCGAAGAGAUUUGCUCGACAAAGGACCACUUAAGUAAAGUAAUGAAGCUCUGGACUACAUUCCUUGAGCCAAUGCUGGGAGUUCCAUCUCGUUUUGAUGGUUCAGCAGCCGUCAAAGAAGAUGUCUCCUCAAAGCAUUGUGUUAUAAAGUGUAAUAAAACAAACAUUGGUGAAAGUGAUGGAACUCUUAAUGCUGCUGCAAGAGCACAGGAUUCCAAGCAAUCAAAAGUUGUCUGCACUGGAAAUGCAAUUACAUCUCCCCAACAUUUGACUUUCCAAAAAGCUAGCUUGCGAAACCCAGAUGUUUCAGCUAAAGACAGAUUAACAGCAACUAGUGAACACAUAACUAAUUCUGGUGGAGGAAUGAAUAUGAAUACGUCAGCUCAUAGUACUGGUCCUUGUUAUGGUACUGUUGAGGAUUGCAAGGGAACCAAGUCUAAAAUUGAUGGCAUUCCAGCAUCAGAGGGAGGUAAUAGUCCACGUACUACUGCUAAAACAAAAGGAAGAUUUGCUGAAGGUUUUAGAGUUGAUGCAGAUUCUCUUUCUCCUUCAAAAAUUGAGAGAGAAGAGGGUGAGCUUUCACCUAAUGGUGAUCAUGAAGAGGACAUUUUUGUUCAUAGAGAUGUCGCUUUACGUGGGCGUGUGAGCAGGCCAUACCAUACUGUAGCUAUCAAAGAUACUUGUCAGAGUGCUGCAUGUGAUAAUGAUGCAGAUGCUGGUGAUGGUAGUGAAAAUGCUUCCAUGGACGGUGAUGACGUUUCAGGUAGUGAGUUUGCUACAGAAGAGUGUUGUAGAGAAGAACAAAUGGAUGAUGACCAUGGAGAACGAAAUGAGGGUGACCUUAAAGCUGAGAGUGAAGGUGAAGCUGCAGGUGUGAGUAAAGCAAACACAGUUGUGGGAGAUGGCUCAUUGUUGCUAAUGUCUGAACAUUUCCGGGUUAUUUCUAAGCCUCUAACUAAGAGUGUGGUGUCAUCAUUGUAUGGAGAUGAGCAGAUAUAUCCACGUGUAUUUUAUGGAAAUGACAACUUCUAUGUGCUUUUUCGGCUUCACCAAAUCUUGUAUGAAAGGCUACUGUCUGCAAAGCUGAAUUCGGCAUCCUCUGAAUCAAAAUGGAGAAUAGGAAAUGAUAACAGUUCUGAUCCCUAUGCCAGGUUCAUGAGUUCAUUGUACAGUUUGCUUGAUGGGUCUGUUGAUAAUGCAAAGUUUGAGGAUGAUUGUCGGUCAAUAAUUGGGAACCAGUCUUAUGUGCUUUUUACACUAGACAAAUUGAUAUACAAGGUGGUCAAACAGCUACAAGCUGUUUCAAGUGACGAGCUGGACAGUAAGCUUCUUCAGUUGUACGAGUAUGAAAGAUGUAGAAAACCUGAUAUGUAUGUUGACUCCGUCUACUAUGAAAACAUUCAUGUUCUCCUUCAUGAGGAGAACAUUUACCGUGUUGAAUGUAGAUCCUGCCCAACAAGCUUGUCCAUCCAAUUGGUGGAUGAUGUAAAUGAUAAGUCUGAUGUUGUUGCUGUAACUAUAGAUCCUAAUUUUGCGUGUUAUCUCCACAAUGAUUAUCUUGCACUGGAACUUGGGACAAGGGAGCCGUCUACAAUUAUGCUUAAGAGAAACAAAAGAAAGUACGCCAACCUUGAUGAAUCUUCUGCUCAUUGCAUGGCUAAGGAAAAUGUUUACAGUUUAAAUGGUCUGGAGUGCAAGAUGACAUCACAUUCAUCCAAGAUAUCCUAUGUAUUUGAUACAGAAGACUUCUUUUUCCGUAUGAGGAAUAAAGGAAAGACAUUAAUUCGGAGACCAUCAUACCAUGACCAAGCUAGAGUAGAUCGGUUCCACCGUCUUCUAACAUCUUCUCUAAGGCUGUAAAAAAUCACGACGGCAGUACAUACAAUCAUUCCUUCACAUAUACACCUUUCGUUAACAUAUGGUUCGUGUUUCAUGGAUCUUGUCCCCUGCUUUGCAACACCUUUGUCUAUAAAUGCACAAAGCUCUUGUCAACAAGCCCAGGUUUCGGUUUUGAUAGAUAGUCCAAGAUAACCCACAGGAUUUGCCGUCUUGAGUUUACUUCAGACAGGACAAAAGUUGAUCAGGGAGCCAAGUCCUCGCAGUGACCAAACUUCUUUUUAUGGUCACAUAUCGAUUUGCUUUUAACCGAUGUUUUUUUUAAUGUAAAUAUGCUUUGCAGUCUUAUUUGAGGCGCUCAUUUAUCUGUUUUGGAUGUCCAAUAACCUUCACAUUGAGCUCCUACUAUAGCAGCUUCUUCUAGUGCCCCCAAGCUGAAGGAUUCGGUUAAUCCAUACAUUUUUCUGUUUGAGUGAAUGAUCACAAAGUUGAAAGUAGUAAAGCAUAAGUGCUGUUAUUCGUUACAUGGACUUUUGUCAUUUAUAAAAAUAAUUCGUUAAUU
Messenger RNA from Cuscuta europaea, 4814 nucleotides. The record is from the annotation of a GenBank genome assembly. NCBI's taxonomy places the organism in Eukaryota, Viridiplantae, Streptophyta, Magnoliopsida, Solanales, Convolvulaceae.